Molecule: messenger RNA, 4083 nt
Organism: Xyrichtys novacula (pearly razorfish)
Lineage: Eukaryota; Metazoa; Chordata; Actinopteri; Labriformes; Labridae
Source: the annotation of a GenBank genome assembly
CUUUUAUAAACCCAUUUCUUCACAGGCUAACCUCAGCCCCUUAGGCGUUACAGGCACAUGUGUACCUCAUUAGCAAUCAAGAUAGCUUGAAUCAGUUGCAGCUGAUGAGCUGGAGAGUCUCAGGGAUGAAGAAACUGACCAUAAAAGCUGGUGUGGUAAGCCAGGUAAGGUUGGCUUGUGUUGGUUAGGAGGUGUAGUUUGCUAGCAUCUAAGCUAGCUGAAGACACUGCUAGCACAUCAGUAGCUAUGGAAGUGGGGUUUUGCUUUAGGUGAGUUGCAUUGUGAUUUACAGGCUUAUCAGUUCUGAUUUGAUUUGUUGUUUAACAUUUGCAUGUAAAAUGUGUCUUUUUGUCACAGAUUGGCUUUACUCCUAGUUGUGUGGUCAACUGGACACUGUGCUAACAUUCCUGAUGGUAAUUUAAGCAUAGCUCCAUGGAUCUAUUUUAAACAGGCAUACAUUACAUCCACAUUUUGACUUCAACUUGUAUAUCCAUGCAGGAGUUCUUCAUAUGGAGUGUCAUGAUCGUUACUUCAUGAUAGCUGUUGAUCUCUCCAUCAGUGAGGAGGAGGAACCUCAUUUUGAGGCUGUAGGUUAGUAAAAAUGUGCCAAAAGUUUCUUGGUGUUUUUGUCCUCCCACAUCCCUCAGCUCUCUUGAUCAUGCUGCUAUUUCUCUUUCCCCCAGAUGAGACAGGUGUGCACCCUCUCACUGAGAAGUAUGCAGCAGAGUGUGGUUACAGUGUUUAUCAUACUUUACCUGGUCGUGUGGAACUCAGGGCCUCAUACCUCAGCUGUCACACUGAAAACCAAGUAUGCACAGAACCUUAAAAAAACAGUUUGUUUUCAUAUUUUAGCACAAAAUCAAUAACUGGGUGUGCUUUUUAACUUAUUUCAGGAUGAUGAAGUUUUCACAUUCAAUUUUAACCUCAUUGUGAUGCAUGAUGGAAAAGAGGUCACCCAUGCCUUGAACAAGACCUGUUCUCCAGCUCUGCCCUGGUCUCCUAGAGAGGUUACCUGUGAGCUUGAUUAUAUGGAGGUGAGUGUGCCUGCAUCUUAAACUGUUUUACUCUACAGAUGUUUCAGAUGACUAAUUCCAUUUUUCUCCAGGUGUCUGUGAGGAGUGAACUCACUUGUCCAUCUGGGACAAAGAAGGAUGACUGGGAAGCCCUCAAACCUGUAUGAUUAAAAUCACACUUUGGUUAAAUCAUAAAAUGUAUACCUGAAGUUAAACUAUUUACCUUUUUAAAUGCUGUUGCAGGCUCAUGGCUCCACCACCUCGGACUGGCAGGUGACAUUUCACAAAGAAGACGAGCAGCUACCUCCCAUGAGCCUCUCUGAAGCUAGGAAGAAGGGCUAUGUGUUCAACUUGACAGAUGGACGGCUUGUAUUUCGCGCACCGUAUGGACAACCAGAAUCAUUAAGCACUGAGGUAAAAGCUGAAUUUGAUGCACUCUCUCAUGGUACCCAAAGUUCUCUUGCCUGAGUCCAGAGUGGGUCUUGAUUGUUGGUGUUUCUCCAGGUGAAUGGUGUUCCAGUAGAGGUCGUCCAUGCCACUCUGUUCUCCAGACAAAGCUGGGUUGUCCUCAUGGUGGACCUGGUAGCUGCUUGCUCAAUGGGUCUGUAUAUUCCACUUUUCUAUUAGCUCUCACUUUAAGACCACAUGUUACAACUUUGGUGUCUCCAACAGAUGAAGGGUCAUACGAUGAUGGCGGCUACAUGAUGUGGUCAACCCCUGAGACGCUGUACCCCAGUGCUGACGGCAGACGCCUCAGUGUUGGACUCAAUGGUGAACUUUGGGAGCAGUCAGCCGCAGAGGACAAAGGUUACAUCGUGGAGGAGCAAAACGCCACAGUGCAGAUCAGCAUCCCUUAUAAUGCUGAAGGAGGAUAUAGGAAGGUCAGAUUCAUUUCAAAAGCACUUUAAUCCAACUGUUUGCAUAUUUGAAGUUUCCAUCAAUUUCCACGUCUGUUGCAGAGUGUCAUAUCUGAGGAUCUCUUUGAGUUCUACAUCUUCAACAUGAACUUGGAACACGUCCUGGUGGAUGAGGAUCUUGUAGAGACCAGGCUCAGGUCCCAUAGGAUGCUGUUCACUCCCUUACUGUCACGUUCCCCUUUUUCUGAAAAUCGAACUGUUCUUGAGGAUCGAGUGUUUACGGUCCACCUUGGAGACGUCCCUGGAGACGUUACAUUGGCUGCUGUGAAUCUGAAUGGGCAAGAGUUCACGGUUCCGUUUACAAAUACGACCAGCGCCACCGUCACAGAAGUUGCUCAUCCGAACAACACUCAUAGCUACACUCUGAAGGUGCCUUUUGAUGACCCUGUAGUCAUUCAUCAGGUAAGGGGGCUUUUUGAAGUGGGCUGACAUUUUAAAACUGAAUUUUUUGUGCAUUUUCAUGUAAACAAAAUUUGUCUUUUUUAGUUUUUCAAAGAAGAUGCAGUUCUUCAGUAUAGACUGGACAUCAACUACACACUGACUUUGCUCCCUGAAAAUGAGACUUUUUAUCACCUGGCUUCAAUUGAGGCAACUUUCACAGAUGUCUGUAAGUCUCUCAGCAUAUUUCUAGGAUUGAUCAUUUUUGUUCAUGAAGCUCAAGUAUCCCUUUUUGUUUUUGUCUUUGACAGCUCCUCCAGCCUUUGAUGCUGUCUGUUCUGAGUCUGGGAUCCGCUUCAGACUGGACCACCGGCCUUUUGACCACCUAUGGGUGAUCUGUAUCGGCACAGAGCCGCUGACACCAGAGCUGGCGGCUCAUCACGGCUACAUCAUGAGCAACGACAGCCAGACACUGCUGCUGGAGGUGCCGCUCUUCACUUACGGCUACAAAUACAAGGUGAGAGAAGGUCAAAGGGAACUGAUUAGAUGGAAACGUCAUGUUUUUUGAGGUAAAUGACCAAGCUGCCUGUUUUCAUAGGAUGUCGGCUUGAACGGAUUCUUCGGCACUUAUGAGAUCCUCAUUCAGAACCGUGAAACCUCUGAGGUCCAGGGCUCAACUGUCAGGACUUGUCCCUUCACAACUACUGAAUUUAUCAGUAAGAAGAGGUUUGAUUUACUUCUAUGAUGGAUGUGUCUUACAGGCUUGUUGACGUUUACUAAAACCUUUUUUGCAGUGUGUUCAACUGAUGGGAGGAUGACUGUGGUGGCUGACUUGUCUCCGGCAAGUGAAGCGAGAGCCAACCUCAUCGACAAAUACUGUGGACCCAAAGAGACUGACGGAACCAGAGCUCUCUUCUCUUUCCCACUCAACGGCUGUGGAUCCACUGUCAAGGUACUGCUUAUAAAUUGUGUAAAGCUACACAUGAGACUUAGGUUUCUGUAUCUUUUUGGACUUGGCCUUGUAUUUAUUUAUUUGCUUCCCCCUCCAGCUUGGAAAAGAAAACGUGACCUACCAGAAUGAGAUUUUCUACAAAAAGAACCUCAAUAUGAUCACAGAUGUUUCUGAUAAUACUACCAAGAGGUCUGCGUCCAAUAUUUCCACCAUACCAGAGCUGGAAAUCUUCCUUUUUUUUUUUUGCAUCUUUACGCUAUUUACUUGUCUUGCAGGACUGUGAUCCAGUGCACGUAUUCUCUGGCUGGUCUCCAUCGUCUCUUCUCGGUUUAUAAAUUUGAGUCUGAUACAGUCGGUGUCGGCAGCAUCAUUCACACACAGCAGUAUGAAGCAGGUAGAGGUGCAUCUUAAACUGCUUAAUGUGACUGCCUCUAUUCAGUCCAGAUCUAAAAUUUUUUGCUUUCUUUAAAAUUGGCACUCAAGGUCUGCAGAGUCCAACCACAAGGCCAACCACACCUAGAACCAGAAGACCAUAUAGGUUACCUGUUUCAUACCCUCCAGCAGUCCACCCUCCUGCUCGCUACAUCAAAGUUUCUAAGUUUUACAGUCUGCCAAGCCACAUAAGAAAAGGUAGGCGCUUGAAUAGAACACACUUUUUUUUUUUUUUUUUUUUUUUUUUUUUUUAAAUGUUAUCACCUUUUGUUGAACCUAUUUUUCUUCUCUUCACAGAUGCAGAAGGAAUCUCUCAAGUAAAAGCUGAUGUUACACAAAUUUAAAGGAAUUUUAAAAGAAUUUGGAAUUAAAUAAAGUGUUUUUCUUAAAA